AGAGGUGGGCGUGGCUUGUUGCCAAGGGAGCGUCGCCGGCCGGUUGGCCGUGCGUGUAGCGUGUGUUUCCCGGCGUGCCCCGCGCGCGCGCGAGCUUCCCCCUCCCGCCGCCCCCUCCCCUCGCCGGCCGUCCAGAGGAGACGGCCAAGAUGGCGGCCAGUAACUACUACGGGUUUGCGGCGGGUGCCCUCGCCGGGCCCCAAUACAGCGCCCAGCCCGCUCCGGCUUACUCCCACCCCCCGACAGCAGCGAGCUACACAGUCCAACAGACCCCCGGGGUGGAGCACUCUGUGGCCCCUGCCUAUACUGCAGCUGUGCAGGCGGCCAGGCCUGUGGCCUCUGCAGGGUAUGGAGGCUACCAGCCCCCGUCAACGCAAGACUACGGUUAUGGGACACGGCAGCCAGAGCCUGCCCCCCAGCCUGCAGUAACGCAGAACUAUCAGGAUGGCUACGGUUACGGCCGAUCCCCGACAGCCAGCGGCUACGAGACCAAACCAUAUUACCAGGCGGUGGCCACGCAGUCCCAACACGUGGCCACGGACUCGUACUACCACUCGAACUCCCAGGGCAGCUACAGCCAGCCUGCAGCAGUGUACACUCAAAGCCAACCCCAGAGGCAAGUGACGCCCGUGAAGCCAAUCCAGACCGUGAACGCUUCCUCCUCCAACUACAGCGCAUAUCCGACCGCCACGACCGGCCAGCAAAGCGUCUCUGCUUCCUCCAUCCAGUCGUACACGCCAUCCUCCUCCUCAUACGCCUCUUCCUCCUACAAUUCCUCUCCUGCGUCCUAUUCCGCAUCAACCUACUCUGCCUACGACGCCGCAGCAUACACGGUGGCCAACGCUUCCUACUACCAGCCCCCCCAGUCUUCGCUCAUGCAACAGCAGCCGCUACAGCCCCCUCCGCCGCCCCAGCAGCAGCACCAGCAGCCCCCGCCUCCCACACAGCAGCCGCCAAAAGCCAUGGGGGGCUCCCUGUGGAGCGGCGGAAGCAGCAGCAACUCCAUCGGCAGCACUUACGGCAAGAAGCCCCAGUAUCUCAGCAAGCCCCUGAAGCCCAAAGGCCCCCCCAAACAGCCUCAGCUCCACUACUGCGAGAUCUGCAAGAUCAGUUGCGCGGGUCCCCAGACGUACCGGGAGCACCUAGAAGGGCAAAAGCACAAAAAGAAGGAGACAGCGCUGAAGGCUGGGAGCCAGGCGGCAGGCAGCGGCCCACGAGGGGUCCAGACGCAACUUCACUGUGACCUCUGCGAUGUUUCGUGCACGGGAGCGGAUGCUUACGUGGCCCACAUCCGAGGAGCAAAGCACCAAAAGGUUCUCAAGCUUCACACCAAGCUGGGGAAGCCCAUUCCGUCCACCGAGCCCAUGCUGGUGAGCCUCUCUCAGGGUCCUGCCAACGGCUCAGCCAGCAAGCAAGCUGCACCCACCCCUGCACCCACCGCCGCAGCCGCACCAGUGAAGCAGGCCUUGGGGGCGGCCAACAGCAUAAGCAACUUGAGCAAGCCGACGCCUGCGAAGAAGCCCCUUGCAGCAAAGCUGACUUUUUCAGGAGCAAGCAAGCUUCAGGCAACGGGCAGCAAAGAGGAGGCGGCGAAAGGGGCACAACCGAAAGCAGGAAUGCCGGCAGACCAGCUCCCGCUUGACGGUUCCGGAGACAGUCUUGGGGAUCUGCUUGACGUACAACCCGUAGGCCAUGAUUACGUGGAAGAGGUGCACAACGACAAAGGGAAGAUGAUCCGCUUCCACUGCAAGCUUUGUGAGUGCAGCUUCAAUGACCCUAACUCCAAGGAUAUGCACUUGAAGGGACGCCGGCACAGGCUGCAGUAUAAGAAGAAAGUCAACCCAGACCUGCCGGUGGAGAUCAAGCCCAGCAACCGAGCCCGGAAGAUGCACGAGGAGAAGCUGAGGAAGCAGCAGCUCCGGGUCCUGGUGAAGCGGCGCCGGGAGGAAGAGCAGCGCUGGCACUUGGAAAUGAGGCGCUACGAAGAGGAAAUGUACUGGCGUCGGGUCGAGGAGGAACAGCUGUACUGGGAGGAGCAGCAACAGCGGCACCUGGCGGCAGACUGGCACCCGCCCCCACUCAUGGGCAGGCCCGGAGUGCCAGUCCCCCCUCUCUUGCCCACCCGGCGACCAGACUCUUCCGAUGACCGCCACGUCAUGACAAAGCACUCCAGCAUUUACCCGACGGAAGAGGAGCUGCAGGCCAUCCAGAAAGUCGUCUCUCAUUCUGAGCGCGCCCUUCGGCUCGUCUCCGAUUGGCUGACGGAACAGGAAACUCAGGAAGAGGAAGGAAGCAAAGAGAAAGGGAAGACAGACGACCCGCCCCGGGUUCUGAAAGGGGUCAUGAGAGUCGGCGUCUUGGCGAAAGGGCUGCUCCUCCACGGGGACAGGAAUGUGCGCCUGAUCCUGCUGUCUGCCCAGAAGCCCACGCUGGCCCUCCUCCAGAGCAUCACGGAGCAGCUGCCCAAGCAACUGGCGAAGGUAACGAAUGACGAUUACGAAGUGGUGCCUAACUCCGAGGAAGCCAAUGUCGUGAUCGCUUCAUGCAAAGAACCUCAGAUGCAGGUCACAGUUUCAUUGACUUCUCCCUUGAUGAGAGAAGAGGGCUCUGCGGACGGAGAAGCAUCACCAGAGCCUCAGCUCAACUCGUCGGAGAUCUUGAACAAGGAGAAAUGCCUGGAGUCCCUGGCUGCUCUUCGCCAUGCUAAAUGGUUCCAGGCCCGAGCCAAUGGCCUGCAGUCCUGUGUGAUCAUCAUCAGGGUUUUGCGGGACCUCUGCCAGCGUGUGCCAACAUGGGGCGCUCUUCCUGAUUGGGCUAUGGAGCUCCUGGUGGAAAGAGCCCUGAGCAGCGCCACAGGGCCUUUGGGUCCCGGAGAGGCCAUGCGGCGGGUCUUGGAGUGCAUCGCCACUGGAAUGCUCCUGGAAGGUGGCCCGGGGCUCCAAGACCCCUGUGAGAAGGAACCAGUGGAUGCCUUGCGGAGCAUGGCCAGGCAGCAGCGGGAGGACGUCACAGCCAGCAGCCAGCAUGCCUUGCGGAUGCUCGCUUUCCGUCAGAUCCACAAAGUGCUCGGCAUGGAGCCCUUGCCGCUGCUGAAGAACCGGCCGGGCAGCAGUCACAACCGGAAAAGGCGACGGGAUGCUGACGAGGAGGCGGAAGGCGAGGGGGACGGGAAGAAGGACAAGAAAGAGGGCGAGGACGACGAGGGCGGGGCCUAACCACUGUUGCGAGAUUGGCUAAGCCGAUGUUCACAUGACUUUACUUUUUUAUAUAUAUAUAUAUAUAUAUAUAUAAAUAUAUAUAUUAUGA
Molecule: messenger RNA, 3306 nt
Organism: Rhineura floridana
Lineage: Eukaryota; Metazoa; Chordata; Lepidosauria; Squamata; Rhineuridae
Product: zinc finger RNA-binding protein-like
Exons: 19
Coding region: 150-3215 (1021 amino acids)
Cellular component (GO): precatalytic spliceosome
Molecular function (GO): single-stranded RNA binding; zinc ion binding; double-stranded RNA binding
Source: RefSeq, a predicted model, not a curated record